AUGGCCUUCUCUCACUCUAAUAAUAUUGAAGUGAUGCGUGAGAAUUGGUUCAUUGAUGGGGGAAGCAUAUUGAUCCUGGGCCUGUUAUUGAAGAAGUGGAGGAAACCCAACUAUGAUGGAGGUGGACCAAGCACACUAGCUGUAAGUAAGGGCGACAAAAAAAUAGGAUUGGAUGAGUCUGAAUUGGCUCCAACAAAGAAGGCUAAAAUCUCUCUUAGUCCUACUCACGAUGGCUCACUCAGACUUUCCACCAGAGGAGGUUUCGGGCGUAGACGAAAGGUGAAGGCUAAUAGCGGUGCCUAUCAUCACGAAGAUGGAGGGAGGACGAGAAAAACAACAAAGAAGGAUCGGCUCUAUGAGGUGGUGGUUAGCCCUUCGAAAGAACUUGAAGCAGUGAAGAAAUAUAGGAGCAAAAUGGGCUUGGAGGAUUCUUCCCCCCUCAGGGUUGUGGUGGCUGGACCAAAUCAGCUACAAUGGAGUUAUGAUACAACUGUCGUGAAACUGUCAAGGGUUGGGGAACCCCUUGACAGUUUUGUAUCUCAAGGAACUUUUACGUUCCAAAAAUCCCACGGUGGUGUUUCUAAUAGAAACGAAGAAAAAUCACCAUCGUAA
Messenger RNA from Prunus armeniaca (apricot), 612 nucleotides. Lineage: Eukaryota; Viridiplantae; Streptophyta; Magnoliopsida; Rosales; Rosaceae. The record is from the annotation of a GenBank genome assembly.